AUGUCAAAAUAAUAGCAAUAGCAACUCUCGUAUAUAUGUAAAGAUUCAUAAAACUAAAAAACUCAAGGUUAAAAUUAUCGAAGAGUAUAUAUGAAUCAUCAUUUUAUUAGAUAAAUAACAAUCAAAACAAUUUUGAUGAUAAAAAUGCUUAAAAUCAAAAAAAAUAAAAUAAAUACAAUAGAAGAAACAAUUCAUAAGAAAAAUAAUAGAAUUAGUAGAAUCCUUCAUCUUAAUCUGUUAUAGGUAUUUAUUCAAUUAAUUUUAUUAAGUAAGAGCACAAAUUAAUUAACCAUUAAAUAAAAUUUAUGAUUCUUAGACAUUAAUUUCUGCAUUUCAAGAAUUACUUGAACCACCUAAAGAAAUUGAAGAAUUCUUAGAAAAAAUUCCACAUUUAUUUUCUAAAGCUUCUUAGAAACCUUUAAUUUCUUCUUAAAUAUCAUUCAGUCAUAUUGAUGAAGAUGAGCCACAAUGGAUGCAAUCUAAUGAUAAUUUUUAGAUCUUAGAUAUAGAAAAUGAAAUUGAAAAAAAAAGAAUAGAAUAUUAAAAAUAGCAUGGAACAUUUGAGAAAAAACAAGAAUUAAAAUCCAAAAAACAAAGUGAAUUUAUUUAAGAAGAAAUAUCAGAACUUUAAUUAGCUAAAGAGAAAUAUAGAUAAUUAAGAGAAUAAGAAGAAAAGUAAUUAUAAGUUGCCAAUGAAACAAAAGCAAAAUUAUAAGAAUUAUUUAGCUAUUCUGAAUUAGAACAAUCAAAAAGUGUGAAUCCCUCUAUUAAUUCAUAAAUAUUAUCAGUAGAAGAAGUUGAAAAAUAAGUAUUAGCUAAUAAUAAUAAUAAAUAAACAGAAAAAAUCCUAAUUGAAUAACCUUAAUUAAAGAUAGAGAAUUAUUUUAGUAAUUUCAAUAACAAUGAAACUGAUGACUUUUUUGAAUAAUUAGAAGAAAUGGGAAUUCAUAUACAAAGAAAAUAACAAGUACCUUUAUAACCUGUAGUCAAAAUCACAAGGGAGAAAAUUACAACCACUCCAUUUUCCCUAUAAGCUUAAUUACAUACAAGAUCUCCAUAAGAAUCUUUGUGGUAUUAUAUUGAUAAUUUUGGAAAAGUAAGAAUAUUUAUAAUAUGUAAUUUUAGAUAUAAGGAGGAUUUACAACAGAAAAUAUGGAUUAAUGGUUUUAACAUAAGUAUUUAAAAGCAAAGUUAAAUAUAUCUUGGGAAGUUCCUGGAAAGUGGAUUACAUUAGAAUAAUAUUUAAUAAAUUUAGAUUAGAUUGAAAAAAAACUAUUAGAUCCAAAAUGUGCUAUGGAUCCAUUAACAUUAAAAACAAAUAUAAAUAAUAUUAAUAAUAUUCAAUUAAAUAAUUUAUAGCAAUUGUAAUAAAUGAAUGCAUUUAAUAUAAAUAGCUUUCAAAAUUAAUAAAUGAAUACUUUUUAAUAUUAAUAAAUUAAUAAUAAUUAAUAUAAUCAAUAUCAAAAUUAAUAAAUGAAUAACUAAUAAAACAAUGUAAAUAAAAAAAAAAAAAAUAAUAAUAAUGGUAAAGUUUAACAAUAUAAUAAUAAAUAAGAUUAUCAAAAAUAUAAUUAGUCAUUAUAUUGA
Molecule: messenger RNA, 1587 nt
Organism: Paramecium primaurelia
Lineage: Eukaryota; Ciliophora; Oligohymenophorea; Peniculida; Parameciidae
Source: the annotation of a GenBank genome assembly